Nerophis lumbriciformis (worm pipefish) is the source of this 1629-nucleotide messenger RNA. Its product is annotated as early estrogen-induced gene 1 protein-like. The record is from RefSeq and is a predicted model, not a curated record. Lineage: Eukaryota; Metazoa; Chordata; Actinopteri; Syngnathiformes; Syngnathidae.
GUCCCUCCUCGCAGUGCGUGGUGCGUUCACGAACCCCUGACUGCCGUGGGACAAGUUAGAGUCGAAGCGCCCGAGGCUGACAAAGUGCCGAUUAGCCAACCUCCGGCUUCGCAGCGGUGCCCACCUGCAGCGUUCCGCCGAGUGAAAGGAACGUGGCCACCCGAACGCUUCGACUCCAGACAUGAAUAACUCAAAAUCAAAGGGGUUCCAACUUCUGACGUGAAGCCGAUUCGAGUUGGACAAUGUAUCUUUUCGUGAAGAAGAAGAAGUUUAAGUUUCAAGUGCGCUUUACUUUAGAGGAGCUCACGGCAGUGCCUUUCGUUAACGGAGUACUUUUCUGCAAGAUCCGCUUGCUUGACGGCGGGGACUUUGCCAUCCUGUCAUCCAGGGAGGAAGUGCAGCACUACUGUGUCAGAUGGGGGAAGAAGUUCUCCUUUGUGUGUAAAUUGAGUGCUAAUUCAGUCACUGGAGUGUUGGACCCCUGCAUCUGUAGGGUCUCUGUCCGCAAGGAGCUCAAAGGAGGAAAAACCUUCACAAAGCUGGGUUUUGCUGAUCUCAACAUUGCAGAAUUUGCGGGUUCAGGCUCUACAGUUCGCUGCUGCAUCCUGGAGGGUUACGACACCAAACACACCCGUCAGGACAACUCAAUUCUCAAGGUGACAAUUGGGAUGUUGCUUCUGUCCGGCGAUCCAUGCUUUAAAAUUACAACUAAAUCCGUCUCUAUCGGCGAUGUGGACCCCACCCUUCAGCUGGACCGUAAGGGUGAUAGCACUGAUGUCAAAAUGCAACCACUACAAACUAUUAUGGAGAAACCCUGCGCCCUUUAUCCUCGACAGACAUCAGUUCAUAGCUCAGGUUUGCCAGAGGAGGAAGAGGGUGUCUCUAACCCAGAUGAGUCUGUCUUUCACGCCGGACAUUUCCGCAGCUCCAGCUUUGCCAGCCAGCACAGCAAGCUCUCAGGUUACAGCACAGGUCACUCUCGCUCCUCCAGCUUAACUGACCUCACUCACCACCGGAACGCCUCCUCGAGCAGCAGUUUUUCAUGUAAUUUUGCACACCAACAUACUUCCACCAAACCAGAGAGACCUCCUCCACCCUCAGUCGUUGCCAUCAUGUCCAGCAGAUCUUCCAGUAGGAAGAAGAACAUGAUGGAGAGGCAGCACAGCUGUGUGGACGAUACCCGCAUUGAUGCUGAUGACAUUGUGGAAAAGAUCGUCCAAAGUCAAAAUUUUUCAGACAGCAGCAACAAUGAAGACAGCAACUUGCAGUUGUUUGUCAGCAAAGAUGGGACCACAACCCUUUGUGGUACACAGCUUGCUAACAGUGUGACACCUGGCGUGUGUGAAGCUGUGAUCUUAGAGACUCACUCAACCACUCAACUAUCCUGUCAGUCACCUGAUCAACUUUCCAAAGUUUCUUUUAUAUCUGAUCGUAUGUGACUAUGCAUCUUCAAAUAUGUUCACAUCUAAAGUUAGUACACACCACUUUAUUUAAGACUACUAUUAGCUACCUGUUUUUCACAUUAAAUGAAUGAGAAUGGGGUUCAAGAGCUGAUUUAUAUUUGUUUUCAUAUAGUUUACAUACAAACCCCAAAACCAGUGAAGUUGGCACGUUGUGUAAAUCGUAAAU